AACUUGGAGAUUUGUUCAUUGGAGAAGCUCCAACUUGCAGAAAGUCAGAUAUGUACAAAAAAAUGAAUCUCUCAUAAAGGUCUAUUUGUAAGUUUGUAUCUGAAAAUAUAUUUGGGGAAAAAAUGCUUAUUCAUUUACAGCCAAAGUUAAUAAUAAUUACACUGAUACAUAAACGUGCUGCAUAUACGUUAUAAACUGUUGACACCAUUUAACUUUAACAAUAUAUUUUUAUUCAUUGCUGCAGGAAUUAGUUGAACCCUCAGUGUUGUGGUGGGGCUGGAAAUUUCCCUUUUUAUCCAUUUCCUAAUGAUGGCAAUUGUCUGACCACUAAUUUAAGUUUAAUUAUUUAAAAUGAUUCGUUUUAAAAUUUUUACAGGUGAUGCACAUGCAACUCUAAAUUUAUAUAAUAUACAUAAAUAAUAAAUCUUAGUAAUUUCACCCCUCUGUUCUCACAGCCCAUAAAGGAACUGUGUGUAAUAAAACCGGCCACGGUGCGGCGCUGUUGUUUUCCUGCACAGUGAGAGAAGAACAGGGUCACAUGGCGGCUAUGGCCGCUCUCUGUAAACACACUCUCUAUUCAUCUUGUUCAGAUCUGUCUUUACCCUGUCCGCUUUUCCACAGGCUUCAUUAUUCCGGCCUUUAGUUUAAACCCGUCAGUGCCGCGAUGUUACAGGUAAAAAAACGGUUAAAAUACUCGUCAGUGGGUCUCGCUGCGAGCAGACUUCUCUCAGGACCCCCUAAAAACCCGGUGGUGUUUCUGGACGUCUCAGCUGACGGAGAGUUUAUCGGGAGAAUCGUUAUUGAACUUCAUGCAGAUGUUGUUCCCAAAACAGCAGAGAACUUCAGAGCUCUGUGUACAGGAGAGCACGGCUUUGGGUAUAAAGGCUCGGUUUUCCAUAGAAUCAUUCCUGAGUUCAUGUGUCAGGUUGGAGAUUUCACAAACCAUAAUGGCACUGGUGGAAAAUCCAUUUAUGGCAAGAAAUUCAGUGAUGAGAAUUUUAAAUUGAAACACACUGGACCAGGUGUGCUGUCGAUGGCAAACUCUGGACCGAACACUAAUGGAUCUCAGUUUUUUAUCUGCACGGUAAAAACAGAAUGUCUUGAUGGUAAACACGUUGUGUUCGGACAUGUAACAGAAGGCAUGGAGACCGUAUCUGUAAUGGAGUCUUAUGGUUUGCAUGAUGGAGGAACAGUUAAGAAGAUCGUCAUCACAGACUGUGGAGAGCUUUAACAUUGCCUUACUCUCACCAGUAGUCAUCAGCUCUUCUACUGGAGAUCUGAAGAUUUCUGAACGCUUCACCUCCAACCCAGAUCUAUCAGAUAAUCACUCCGUUAUUAUGAAGGCAAUAAGAUCCGCUGGGGUUAAAUAUGUGUGAAGCUACAUUAUGUGGGUGUGCAGGAGCAGGGCUUAUUAAAACUUUAUAAAAGUGUGUUUUUUUUUUUAUUUAAAUCAUUAAAGGUAAAUUAUAUCAGUUUAAUGAAUAUAGCAUGCACAUGUGAUUGUAUAAUGAUUGAACAAAGAUUUGGUUUGAUUUAGGAUGUCUUUUUAUUUUUAAAAAAUAAAUAAAUUUAGGACCUUUUGGAACUAUGUGGAGCUGUUUCCAAGACAAGGAUUAAGACUAGUUAUAGACAAUUUUGGUUUGUGAAUUGGAAAAAAAAAAAUCUCCAUUCAGAAUGCUGUCUAGUCCAAGACUAGGCUUAAUCCAUGUCAAGGAAACUGCUCCUUUAUGUUUUAUGCUUACUAUGUAAGCAAUGUCAUGAUAAAUCACAAGCCUUUAUACAUAAGAAGAUAAAGAAAUUCCUGGAAGUUUUCGGAAUAAACUCAAAUGUAUAUGAAA
Molecule: messenger RNA, 1838 nt
Organism: Astyanax mexicanus (Mexican tetra)
Lineage: Eukaryota; Metazoa; Chordata; Actinopteri; Characiformes; Acestrorhamphidae
Gene: ppifa
Product: peptidylprolyl isomerase Fa
Exons: 6
Coding region: 665-1231 (188 amino acids)
Biological process (GO): protein peptidyl-prolyl isomerization
Molecular function (GO): peptidyl-prolyl cis-trans isomerase activity
Source: RefSeq, a predicted model, not a curated record